Molecule: messenger RNA, 6842 nt
Organism: Cheilinus undulatus (humphead wrasse)
Lineage: Eukaryota; Metazoa; Chordata; Actinopteri; Labriformes; Labridae
Gene: map3k21
Product: mitogen-activated protein kinase kinase kinase 21
Exons: 10
Coding region: 899-3997 (1032 amino acids)
Biological process (GO): protein phosphorylation
Molecular function (GO): JUN kinase kinase kinase activity; protein binding; ATP binding
Source: RefSeq, a predicted model, not a curated record
GUCCGACUUCGUCAGGCGACAACCGCGAUGGGGGGGUUGUUUUGAUUAAAGUUAUCGGAUUUUAAAUCUAGCUUAUGCUCGCAUUAUUCAGUUGCAAUCCAGGAUAUUCGACAUGUUUCUCGUGCCGAACUAUCGACUUUCCUUCAGCCCCCGAAAGAUAGACAAACCUGGGAAUAAUCGAUCUUGAAACUGAGCGGAGCAACUUUUCCAACUACCUUACCAGUCAACGGGCUGACCUAUGCUAAGCUAGUCCGCUAUCCAGUGCUGUUGGAAAACAGUAAAAAGUCCACAACCGAGCUGGGAGACUGCACAUUUCGGACUUCCGUGACUGGAGCAGGUUUGCUGCCGACUUUCAGAGAGAAACCCGUCUGUCUGAGCCUGUCUUUAUUUCAUCCGAGCUGACGGUGCAGGUGCACCUCUUGCGCCACCUGUGAUAACUUGGUAACUUAGCUCCACUGGUGGAGAGCUAACUUAGCUUGUUCGUGUUAGCAUUAAACAGAAGGAUAGGCUAUGUUGUUGACGUCUGUUUGUCUGCUUUCUUAGUUUACUUGAAAUUGGAGACAUUCUUGUAUCGUGUAUUGUUAACCGCCAGUCUACAUAGGGGUAGUGUUAAAACAAAGUAUUUGGGCUAACUGAAGUUAACUAACCUCGUUGGCUAGUUACUGACCCUCACACACUUAACUGGAUUGGCGACGUGGAUUCAGAGCUGUCCACACUAACUCUCCCACAGGACUUUGGACACGGUUUGACCCCGAAGAGGGUAAUCCUCUUUAUUCUCAUCAGCUAGUCUCGUAGACGAUAACCAUGAGGGAUUCAAAAGGUGGCUUUCUAGCUUUUUAAAGUUUUUGUUUUGUCCCAAAAGCUCCGCACCCUAUGGUGCCGCUACGGCCACCGAGAAAUGGAUGUCUCGCAGGCCGCUUUCCCAAACGGUGAAGGGCGGCCGGGCGGCGGUGGGACUCGGGAGCAUGCCUGGACAGAGUCCCCCACAGUUCGGGCGUGGGCUCACUCAGCCCCACUGUGCCCGACUCGGUCCUUGUGGACAGCCGCGUAUGACUACGAGGCCAGCGGCGAGGACGAGCUCAGUCUCCGGAGAGGGGACGUGGUGGAGGUUCUGUCUAAGGACGCAGCUAUCUCCGGGGACGAGGGGUGGUGGACGGGAAAAAUCAACCGCCGGGUCGGGAUUUUCCCCUCCAACUAUGUCACCUACCAGCCCGCUAUUUACCGUCUCCCAACCACGAGUGGGACGGUGGGUGUACCAGAGCGAGUUCCUAGCUCACCCGUACACAUCCCCUUCAGUGAACUGGUCCUAGAGGAGAUCAUAGGCGUGGGUGGAUUUGGGAAAGUUUACCGGGGCACAUGGAAAGAUCAGGAGGUUGCAGUGAAGGCGGCUCGGCAAGACCCAGACGAGGACAUAACAGCCACCGCUGCCAGUGUUAAACAGGAGGCGAAACUUUUCUCCAUGCUGCAGCAUCCCAACAUUAUCAAACUAGAGGGAGUGUGCUUGGACGAGCCCAACCUGUGUCUGGUUAUGGAGUAUGCCCGAGGCGGAACACUGAACCGGGCGCUGACCGGAAGACGCAUCCCUCCACACAUACUGGUCAACUGGGCCGUGCAAAUUGCACGCGGGAUGCACUACUUGCACGAGGAGGCCGUGGUACCCAUAAUACAUCGUGACCUGAAGUCGAGCAACAUUUUAUUACUUGAAAAGAUUGAGAAUGACGACAUCGGGAGGAAGACCUUGAAGAUCACAGAUUUUGGCUUGGCCAGGGAGUGGCACAAAACCACAAAAAUGUCUGCCGCAGGCACCUACUCCUGGAUGGCCCCUGAGGUCAUCAAGUCAUCUCUGUUUUCCAAAGGCAGUGACGUCUGGGGUUAUGGUGUCUUGCUGUGGGAACUGUUAACUGGGGAGGUGCCAUACCGUGGGAUAGAUGGCCUGGCCGUUGCUUAUGGUGUGGCAGUGAAUAAGUUAACUCUACCAAUACCCUCAACCUGCCCAGAACCCUUCGCCAAGCUCAUGGAAGAAUGUUGGGACCAGGACCCCCAUGUGCGUCCCUCCUUCUCCUGCAUCCUGGAGCAGCUGUCAGCCAUUGAAGAGGCGGUAAUGGCCACAAUGCCCCAGGACUCAUUUCACAGCAUGCAGGAUGACUGGCGUGUGGAGAUCCAGGAGAUGUUUGAUGAGCUCAGGACCAAAGAGAAGGAGCUUCGUUCCAGAGAGGAGGAGCUGACGCGGGCCGCCCUCCAGCAGAAGUCUCAGGAGGAGCUGCUGAAGCGUCGGGAGCAGCAGCUGGCGGAGCGGGAAAUCAACGUACUGGAGAGGGAGCUUAACAUCCUUAUUUUCCAACUCAACAAAGACAAGCCCAAUGUGAAGAAGAGGAAGGGCAAAUUUAAACGCUCCCGGCUUAAACUCAAGGAUGGAAACCGCAUCAGCCUGCCCUCAGACUUCCAGCAUAAAAUCACCGUGCAGGCAUCCCCGUCCAUGGACAAGAGACGAAGCCUUCACAGCACCAGUUCCUCUCCUCCCAGCAGUCCCACUCUCAUCCCGAGGCUACGAGCCAUUCAGCUUACUCAAGACGAGAGCAACCGUACAUGGGGCCGCAGCUCCCUCUUCAGGCCGGAGGAGUUUGAUGAUGUGAAAAAGGGAAUCAAGAAGAAAGGAAGAACCUGGGGGCCGAGUUCAGUACAGAGCAAAGAGAGGCCUGUUGCUGCUGAGAGAGUGCGCCCUCUGUCUGACGGCAGUAAUCCCUGGUCCACCAGCCUGGUCAAAUCCCAGAAGUCUGUCCCCCUUGCUGCACUGUUUGCUGAACAGGUGGGGGCCGGUAAAGAUGAACCCUUCUCCCAGGAAUGUCCUGACAGCAGCUCCAAGCCAAAGCAGCUGAAGUUCCCCAACCAGGUGUAUAUCGAUCUACCUCUGUGGAGGGACGAGCAGCAGCCUCAGAGCCCCGGUGGGCUGGGAGAUUCAGGGGUUGGGGUGGUGGGUGGUCAGAGCAGCCAAACAGAGACCCCAGACGACCCUUACACUACCACAUCCACCUCGUCCACUUCCACCACCCCACAGCUCACCCCCACCAACAGCCUGAAGCGAACAUCAGCUCGCCGCAAGACUGACUCUGUACUGUACGGCUGCGGCUCACUGCUGGCAUCAGUCGUGCUCGGUUACGAUAUUAGAGAAGCGCUGAAAAACUCUGGGGAAGACAGCGAGCCCCAACGUGAGGAGAAGGAGAAGAAGAAGAAGGAGGGUCUUUUCCAGCGUGCGACACGCUUCCGCCGAAGCACCUCACCACCAAGCGGUCGCUCCCGCAAAGACGAGGCAUCAUCCAAUCACACCUCUAGCCCUCCUGUCAACCUCAUAUCUAUGUCAGCAAUCAUGGAGUGCAACUCCACCAAGUGUCUCCUGCAGUCUGAGGCCGAGGUGUCAGAGUUCCAUCCUGGGAGAGUGGAGCUUGUGGCUGUCAAUCACAUGGAGCCAGCCAGACUGAACCAAGCGACAUCCACGGAAGGACAGACCAGCAGGACUGCAGCAGACGCACAGACACCGGAGAAAACCCAAAGCAAGCCACCAGAGCAGAGCAACCACAACACAGGAACACGGCUGCGUAGAAAGAAAUACACAAACAACCACAACACAAAUGGCCCACCCGCUCUUCCUCCUCCAGCCACACAGAAGAAGCAAGAGAGAGAGAAAGAUGGAGCGUCAGAGAAGCCCUCCAGUGGUGGCGAGGCUUUCUCCAGACCCCGGCCUGUGUCAUUCCGGGCUAAGCCCCACGCCUGGGCCCUGCUUAGAGGACGCAACAAGAGCUAUUCUCUGGGACAUUACUCUGGAGAGAAAACAGCACAGAACCUAAAUAUGGUGCUGUCCUCAGAGGUGGGGAUGGGCUGCUCCCUGCUGGACAUGGACACAGAGGGCCAGAAACGAGACUGCACCGUGCCGUUGUGCCGCAUACAGAGCUCCCCAGCACGGCCCUCGGUCUUUGAGCUGGAGAAGGAGUUCCUCUCUUAGGAAAUGAAAGUGAUCUGCUUUGAUCGUACCUCUUUCUAUACAAUCUAGAGUGUUCCAUUACAUAGAGACAGACUUGUUGGCCUUAAACUCCUGGAGGGUUUAGAACCAGGCUGCCUUUUUUCGUAGAACCCAGCUUGUUCUUAGUUCUAGGACAUAGUUUUGUCAGUGUUCUUGAACAAACGUUGGAGACUUCUAGAAGAUGUCUGUGUCACGGGUUCUAGGACGUGCACCCUAAUCUCAGCCUGAGAAUGUGCCUUGUCUUAUUCUAGAACACAAACACCAGCGCGUAGUUCUGAAAUCAGAGCACAACAUUCCAGACCUGGAUCAGCAGCGUCUUCGCUGAUACUACGGUGCUCGACUGCCGUUUCUGUACACUCAUCUCUCUCUCCCUUCAUCAUCCUCUUCCUCUCUCUACUGUCGGUGCAGCUAAACGUUGACCGCUGCUGCAGCUUUCGCAACACAAUACCCUCACCUUUUUAUUUAUAUAUAUAUUUUUAUAGGUAAUUUAAUAUGAAGAGACUCAGCCUUACCUUAGCAACCAGCUGGACAUACAUUCCAUGUCAGUUUCAAAGUUGUGCGAUCAUGCUUUUAGAUAUUUUGACUUAAGAAUCAUGCAUGCAUGUACCCUUAAAAUGUUGAACAAAAAAAUCAUUAUGCCUUGUUUGUAAAUAUUUCUUUUUAUCCAGUAUCAGCCUAAUACUGGCAGUUGUUUUGUAUUGCUUAUGUAUGCUGUUUUAUGACUGUUUUAAAGUGCAGCAAUGCUGCAGUACAGAUUUUGUUCUCGGUACCAGUUACAUACUGCAUCAUAGCAGGAAUGAAGGUACUUUUCAUCCAAGAAUACCCUGAAGAGUAAAAUUAUUCACAAAGAUAUCCCUGACAGUCCUACAAAACAUGAAAUAAUGCUUCUACUUAAUUGAAAUUUUAAACAAACAUUUAUUUCAUGAGUUGCUCUUAAAGAUUUUUCUAUUAGUAUUUUUUUUAAGUAUUUUUGGUUCCGUCAACACACUGCAAUAGAAUGGGGAAACACUUCAGCCAUGAAUGAUCAUGUCAGGAAAAACCACCUAAACAUUAUAAAUUCAUAAUCUGAUCCCUAAGGUGACAGCUGAUAUCCUACAAUUUACUUGGCCCAGUUGUUUCAGAUUUAAAUCUGGUAAAUCCUGCACAGCCUGGGAGAAACAAAACAUCAGCAUUUUUUCAGACACUAAUGAAAACAUUGAUUAAAAUACCUGUAUCAUGAAAUUCCUUCACAGAUCACUUGUUAGACUGGGACAUUUGAGUUUUCAGUGUUUAAUUCAUGCCCUUUCUACUAUCAUGGUCACAGUUUUGUACUUGAUGCCAUCAACUGUUUUUUUUGUUUUUGUUUUUGUUUUGUUUUUUUAAACCUUAGGUUGAUUGCCCAUACACCCCAUUGAAACUGAUGUUUAAAAAUACCUGAAUUCACUCUUAAUUUCAAUUUGAGAUUACCAUGUUAUCUCCCUUGAAAACCUGGUCAAGCUCAGGAAUGCCUGGAGCCUUUUUAGGACAGUUUUUGGCUCUAUACCUUUUUAUGACCAUACUACAGACUUGCAGCCAGCUAAACUGCUUUCUAAGACUUAACAAAUGGUUAGUUAUUAGACUUUGAAUAUAUUUUUUCCAGUCGCCAGUUGCACCAGCAAUGUGUAAUUUUUGUCUUAACUUACAGUGUAACAACCACACUAAGCCCUGCUAGUUAGUCAAAUAAAUUUUGUCAGUGUUUAAUUGGACUGCAAGGAUAGAGGCUCAGUCCCAUAUCUUUUACCCUAACCCUUUGAUUUUAAGUGUCUUCUUGUCCCUUGAAACAGAUACAAGGAGUAGUGGUAAAAAUCUUCACCAAUAUCAUACAACAACCCUUGCAACCAUGCAUUUACAUAGACACCAGGCAUUUCUACUGCAAGCAGUUUUUAAACGCAUGUUCGACAUCAAAACGAUCAUGAUGCAUUGCAACAUUAAAUUCUGAUAUUAGAUUGUAACAAUUUUCAAAGGCAAUCUCUGAUAUUUCUCAUUACACUUGGUUUGGAGACUGCCUCUGGGACAUCUUCUUUUGAAGGGCCAUGUAAUCCUGGCACUAUACCCUACCCUUUAACUCCAGCAGUUGGGAGUCAUUGUCCCCCCUAGAUGUAAACGCACAAAGCAUAGGGGUUGGGCUGAGUGGUAGGCGCAAGAGUGUAUUGAGAUUGAGCCAUGAGAUUAUCUAAAUUAGUGGUGUUAUGUCUAAACUAACCAAAAUAUGGUUGCAGAAAUGGUGUUUUAACUUCCAAUCAGCAAAAUGCAUUUACUUAAUACAGUGCUGUUACAACUCCUGUGCCCAGUUUUCUUCAAAUAGAUUUAAAAUAACUCGUUUACUGCCUUUAAUCCACAAAUGGCAAUGAAACUGUGUGUAAAAUAUGUAAGCAUUAUAGUUAGGUGAUAACUAGUGCUGUCAAUUUUUUUAAUUGAUGUGUAUUAAUUAAUCACAGGGGUGAAAAAUGCAGUUAAAAAAUAUAUGCUGAGUAAUCGCACUCUGAUACCAUCACAAAACCUGCCUAAGUAGCAUUUUAGGUUCGACUGUAAAAUCUAAAAAUUCUCUGUGCUCUUAAUUUUAACAAAUUUAUGGAUAAAUAAAUAUUCUACAGAUUAACACCAUCCUAGAUUCACUAAUAAGUGAACAGUCUGCCCUCAGUCUCCACUUUGUCUGUUUCAAAAGCUAAUACGUUUUCAUGCCAUUCAGAAGCAUGCUAACCUUGCAAAGCAGAUGGAUACGCACGUUUCCUUGUUUCUCACUGGCGAAUCCAUCUUGCAAAGCUCCCACCUGAACCGUUUUGUCCCGGUUAGAAAGUGACAGGACCAA